Messenger RNA from Linum trigynum, 1350 nucleotides. The record is from the annotation of a GenBank genome assembly. NCBI's taxonomy places the organism in Eukaryota, Viridiplantae, Streptophyta, Magnoliopsida, Malpighiales, Linaceae.
ACAACGCUCUCGAUCUUCACGUGUCUGUUUCUCUCUUCUCCUCCUCCUAUAUUUCUUUCUCUCCCUCCCUCGCGUCUGUUCUUCCUUCCUCCUUCCUUCCCCUGCUUCCCCCUUUGUUCUUCAUUUCCCUUCCCGUUUCCUGCCCCCUUUUUCCCUCUCUCCGUUUCGUUCCCGCCGGCGGCAAGCUAUUUCUUUCCCGACAGAGUUUCGGAAGAAGCCGUCUAUACUCGUUCCUAUCCGAACGACGCGCGCGGUUGGUUUCGAGGGCGAGAAGAGGUUUUACGAGGCGGGGCGACGGACUGAAAAGUAAUUGAAAAAAAAAUGGAGGGAAAGAAGCAGCAUCCGGGAUCGCAAUCGUCUUCAUCCUCUUCGUCGUUCACCUCCGAGCUGUUUGGCUCCAAGGAAUCCUCGUUAUCUUCUUCCUCUGGGAUUUUCGGUUCCAUAUUUGCGCCGUCCUCUAAGGUGCUGGGGAGGGAGUCGUUGCGCCCAGAGAGGAAGGAGGAUUCUUCUGCAAAACAUGGAGCACCAGAUUACAGUGCGAGAAGCCUUGAAGGUGAUAACCAGAACACAUCAUAUAGAGAUAUGAGCUCUAUAUAUGAAGACCAGAGAGUACAGCCAUGCCACCUCAGUUCUUCAAUCUAUUAUGGUGGUCAGGAUGUUUAUCAUCACCCGCAAAGUAAUCAGAGCACUAAUAUCAACUCAACUUUCAAGAAAGAUGGCACUGAAGAUGAUUCCGGGGGUGCUUCAAGAGGGAAUUGGUGGCAGGGUUCGCUCUAUUACUAGACUAGACCCUAUGCCUCCACUUUUCCAUAUGCUCACCUCAACUAGGUAUGUGGUUCACGAAAACGCCCCUUUUGGUUUGCUGGUCCAAAAAUAGUAGUGGAUUUCGAUCUUCCAACCCAAAAUCCAGAAAGGAAGAAACCUUUUUGGGUGACGAUCUUAAUACUCCCAGAAUUGCUUCCUAUGAGAUGGUGAGACUGACUUUAGGAGAUGGAUGGUGCUUUUGCAGGGUAUAUAGACAAGUUAGCUUUUAGCAACAUUAUCUACCCUUCCGUUUAUGUGGAGGUUAGGUAUGAUAGAAGUCAGCUUGCAGCGGACAGCUGGUUUUAUUGCUCUGCCCCAGCCAAAGAAACUAAUAUCAUAUACAUUAUUAUCAUAUAUAUGCGUUGAAGAAUGGACUUACAUAGAGAAUAUUGCUAAGUUCUUAUAUAAGGUCUUUUCUGGUUUUGCUUUAACUUUUCAUCCUUUUGCUGUAAAGGUUCUUGAGCAGGCACUGUGCCUGGUGCCAUUGCCUAGCAUCAUUAUUAUACUACUACAUAUUACUGUAAGCUAUAAAAGAACAGUUUGCUU